Molecule: messenger RNA, 345 nt
Organism: Mycosarcoma maydis (corn smut)
Lineage: Eukaryota; Fungi; Basidiomycota; Ustilaginomycetes; Ustilaginales
Exons: 2
Coding region: 1-345 (114 amino acids)
Biological process (GO): mismatch repair; nucleotide-excision repair; base-excision repair
Cellular component (GO): nucleus; site of double-strand break; DNA replication factor A complex
Molecular function (GO): single-stranded DNA binding; damaged DNA binding
Source: RefSeq, a predicted model, not a curated record
AUGGAGAAGCCAACGCCACUCAUCAACUCGUCCAUGCUGGGUCAGUACGUAGGCCAGACGGUGCGCAUCGUAGGCAAGGUGCACAAGGUUACGGGCAACACGCUGCUCAUGCAAACAUCGGAUUUGGGGAAUGUGGAAAUCGCCAUGACUCCCGACUCGGACGUCUCGUCUAGCACGUUUGUCGAGGUCACCGGCAAAGUCAGCGAUGCCGGGAGCAGCUUCCAAGCCAACCAAAUUCGAGAGUUCACCACAGUCGAUUGCGGCCAUGACGUCGACCUGACUCUCGUCGAGAACGUCGUACAGAUCUCGGCCGCGUUCCCAAAUCUCUUCUCCGACUCGACCUGA